AUGAAGUCGCUCGUCAUAGCCAGUAUCAUUGCACACUCUACCACAUUCAUCAGCGCCGUGUCGGCCUCUGUUCACGAUGCAGAAUGCUGUCAUGCUCUCCAUGCAUCGGCUCUCGGCAGCAAUGUCUAUUUCCCAAAGUCAAGUUCAUACGAUGACCGUCUUGAUUCGUACUGGUCGAGAAGCGCAGCUCUUGCGCCAACGUGUAUGGUUCUGCCGACCUGCACCGAGGAUGUGGCACAUAUUAUUAGGACUAUCGUGGCAAACAAUUGCUCCUUUGGCGUCCGCAGUGGCGGACAUGGGUCUUUUGCAUAUUCCAAUAGCGUCGAUGAGGGCAUCACGAUUGACUUUGGAUUCAUCAACAAGACCACAUACAACAGCGACACCAAGAUUGCCUCGGUCCCUCCCGGAAGCCAAUGGCAGCAGGUCUACGAAACCCUCGCUCCCUACGGCGUCACUGUCACGGGCGGGCGCGCCGGCACCGUCGGCGUGGCGGGUUUCCUCACGGGAGGCGGCAACUCGUUUCACUCGGCCUCGCACGGGUUUGGCUGCGAUAAUGUCCACAACUUUGAGGUCGUCCUGGCCGACGGGUCCAUCGUUGACGCCAACGCCGAGGCGCACGCGGACCUCUGGCAAGGCCUCAAGGGCGGCUCGGGCAACCUCGGCCUCGUCACCCGCUUCGACAUGUACGUGAUUGACUUUCCGGACCCUGGCGUGACGGAUAUCUGGGGCGGCGUCGUGGGCUACGACCUCGGCGCCACCGACGCCGUCAUUGAUGCCUAUAUCGACUUUGCCGACAACGUCUACAAGGAUCAAAACAGCUCGACUCUUCCCUACUUGGCCUAUGUGCCCGAGGCGGGCGGCAUGAUUCUCAAUGUUGCACUCGACAAUACCAUCAAUGCCGCGUUCCCACCAGCCUUUGAUGGCUUUCUGUCAGUGCCGGGCAUUACUGCUACUUCGCUGAGAUCUGCGCCGAUGCAAGAAAUCACGGCAGAGCUUGGACUCGCGCAGCCAUAUGGCUUUCGACACUUGUGGUUCUCGAGCGGUUACAAGAAUGAUGCCCGCAUAAUGAGAUAUAUCGUGCAAAAACACAAAGAGAUCGUUGCACGCUUGGUUCCAGACUAUCCCGCGGAUAGCGGGUUCAACACACUCUGCUUGUUCCAGCCCAUUACGCAGACUCUCGUCGGGCACAGCGCCGCGAAAGGCGGCAAUGUCUUGGGCCUCGAGGACCGCGUCAAAGACGGCAACGGGGUCAUGUUCCUCCUGGGCAUCGGCAUUCACAGUGCAGAAGAUGAGGCCAAGCUAUGGCCUAUUUUUCGAGAGUGGUUUGAUGAUGUUGACAGCUAUGCUACGUCCAUUGGGGCGAAUUGGAAUUGGCAUUAUCUAAACUAUGCAAACUUGGCCCAAGAUUCCCUUGCAUCGUAUGGCAAAGCAUCGGUGGAAACGAUUCGAAGGGUUUCCGAGAAAUAUGAUCCGGGUCAAGUCUUUCAAAAAUUGCGAAAGUCGGGAUUCAAGAUUCCGGCAGAGGUUCACGAAGGGACCUAUGGGUAUCAAGGAGCAAACAUUGAAGAUUACUCCUCUAUUGAUCAAAAAGUGUUGGGAUGA
Molecule: messenger RNA, 1602 nt
Organism: Pestalotiopsis fici W106-1
Lineage: Eukaryota; Fungi; Ascomycota; Sordariomycetes; Amphisphaeriales; Sporocadaceae
Exons: 4
Coding region: 1-1602 (533 amino acids)
Molecular function (GO): FAD binding
Source: RefSeq, a predicted model, not a curated record